UCCAUUAUGUCACCUCCUGUCACGAUUGUGGUAUCACGGCUCCUUUGUGACAAUCUCUCUCUGGGUGACACUUGUGUGAUCACGGCUCCUUUGUGACAAUCUCUCUCUGGUCUGACACUAGUGUGAACGGUCAAGUGAUACGCAGCAAUGUAACAGUAGUCAUCCUUUAUCAAUAUGUCUGUUCGGAGUAGUAAUCAAUUGGAGUUGAGGUACUUUGUUAUCGGCUUGUUUCUGUGUUUCUAUGCUGUCAGAGCGAUCACUAUCAACAGAACAAUUGAAAUCAACACCAAAGAGGUGGACAGCAUUGUCCUGCACUGCCCGUUAGAUACACCGUUUGGCCACCAUGAUGAAGCCCAUCUCGUUGUACAGUGGAUUACUCCAAAGUUUAUGUUCGUCUCCCAGACGUCUAUCGACAAGGACAGUGGAAUGUUCAUAGGAGACCACAGGUUGAAAAUAACAUCAAAUGGUUCGCUGGUAAUUCAGCCACUCUGUUACCCCGACUUUGGAGAUUAUCAAUGCAUUGUAUAUAGAUCGAGUACAAACGGUACCCGACUAUUUAUCUCGGAUGCAACGGUGUCUUUAAAACUGCACGUGGAUUUAGCAAAAGAGUUUAACUGUAACUUGACAGCAUUUGCCGACUCAAGCAAUAAUUACAUUACGACCACGGUAGGAAUAGUGUUGUUUAUAAGUGGCGCCAUUUUUGGUAUCGUGUCCGUGUUUUGCGUGUACCGUACAGUACAACGAUGUAAGUUAAUGUUUUACCGCAAGACAGUUGCACGGCUUCGCAAAGGUAGCGUUCAUGAACUAUCUGCCCGAGCUGGUUCAGUUAAGAGUCAAGUCAAGAAAACUUCCACACACACAAAUGUCGCACCUGAAGAUCCCAAAGAAGCCUUUGUUAUGUACACCAACCCACUACAAGAUGAGCCUAACUUUCAUGGGUACAUGGCUGAUCCAUUUCCCCCAUCUCCACCACCGAGACUACAGACCCAAAACAGCAGCCUGGCGGUCUCGCAAGAGUUUCGUAUAACACCCGGUCUAGCAUUUGCAAUUCACGCAAGCUCACUUCAAGAGCUACACACUACUGGCUGUGACGAUUCGCGUGAUAGAUUCCACACUUGGAAUCCAAAGAACCGAUUUAAAAUAAUUGACAUGCAUCCGAUGGGUGUCAAAAAAGAUCGAGCACAUGACAGUCCUAACGCGAAAAACAUUCAAAAGAACCACAUUUCAACCUCGUCCUCAGUCAAAACGCCAACCUCUUCUUGUGACUAUGAAAAUAUAUCUUUUGAACCUCCAUCAUUGGUAGUUGAAUCAGAAGACAUGUACGAGGACUCAAGGAGCAAAUCCAGUGAUCCUUACCUCAUGCCGCUGAAGACACACCGGUCGCUAGUAGACUUCCCCCUACCCCCACCACCACUGACAUCGUCUGAGUGUUUAGGAGCGGACAGUUGCUCUCAUGCAAGCCUACCGCUACCACCGCUACCAUUGGACAAUGAUACUUGCGACCCACACAUUAUAAACACAGCCAGCAAGGGGUGUAUCUUAACAUUGCAAAAUACAUGGCCAAAGCGUGUGUCAUCGAAGAGAAGAUAUCACUCCAUUUCAGGACUGGAACAACCCGAUUACCUGGAAAUAAUAGCAUCAGCAGACUGCAUACAUCUCAAUAGUAAUUAGGCCUCGAUUUCAGGCAUUUCUUUGACACCUUUCAAUUUUUUCACAACUCAAUGUUUUAGCAAACAUUCCAAAGAUUUGUUUCGGCUGUAAGACUGUCAUUUUCAAAAUCAUGGACUCCAAUUAAAAAAUGGCAAACAUUAAUGCUCAUUUGAACUGUUGUACUCGGCAAAUAUUAUUACCCAUUUAUAGCCAUUUGAAAAGAUUCUAUGCCUCUUUUUUCAAGUUUUGUGGUCUUAUAUCAGAAUUGGCGGCCAUUUUGAAAAAUGGCCGCCAAUGCAACUAAAA
Molecule: messenger RNA, 1956 nt
Organism: Asterias rubens (European starfish)
Lineage: Eukaryota; Metazoa; Echinodermata; Asteroidea; Forcipulatida; Asteriidae
Exons: 1
Coding region: 175-1671 (498 amino acids)
Source: RefSeq, a predicted model, not a curated record